GAUCCCCUCUUCUUUCCAUCCCUCUCCCGCGCACGCGCCGUCAAACCCUAGCUGGCUAGCUCCGUCCCUCCUCCUCUCAUGGCGUCCCCGCGUGCGCCCGACUGGCCCCGUGGCCUCAUCUUCGCCCCCGGCGACGCCAAUCUCAUAACAAUCCACCUCCAGCGCAAGAUCUCCGGGUCCUCGCUCCCCGCCGCCGACGCCCGGUACAUCCACAACGCGGACGUGUACGCGGCCGAGCCCGCCGCGCUCGUCACCGGCCUCCUCUCCGCCUCGGCGAGGAGCGACGGCGAGGGCAGGGAGUGGUACUUCUUCACCUCCGUGCGGGCCCAGAGCAGCCGGGACACCCGCAGGUGCCGCGCCGUCGCGGGUGGGGCCGGCACCUGGCAUUCGGAGAAGGCGCGGUGCGUCGUGCUCGACGGGGACGGCGGCAUCGUCGGGUACCGCCAAUCCUUCACCUACGAGCCCAAGAACGGCUGGCUGAUGCUCGAGUUCAGCCAACAAGAACCCCGCCGCGGCGAGGCCAUGCCCGUCCUCUGCAAAAUCUACCAGAAGCGUCGUGCCGGCCGGUCCGCCUCGAAGACGAUUUCGUCUGGGUCGUCGUCGAUGUCCGGAUCCAAGAGGAAGGCGGCGGCCGCGGAUGAGCGCUCCGUCGAGGGUUCCUCGGCCCGCGUGAGGCGAUGCCUGCAGUUCCGUCCGCCUCCUGCCGCACCAAAUCCGCCCGCACUGUUUGCUACAUCGGGGAUUCAAGAAGCGUUCUUGCUUUCAGUAGAGCGGCCGCAGGCAGAGCAAGAACCAGAGGAGCCGCAAGAACCGCCGGUACGCAUAGCACACACAGCCACACCGCUGAUUCCCAGCUUCUCCAUGGCCGCCGACCACGCCCUGACCUUCGACCGCACCACCUUCCUCCGCCCCGCCCAAGAUUGGCCCAUGCCGAUGCCAGUGAAUUCGGACCUGAGCGACACGUCGACGGCACUACUGGGCAAUUAUGGCUUCGUCUCACCAGCCACCUCCGAGCUGAGCAGCUACAAUGCUACGACACCCUUGAGAGAUAACACCGGCGCUUGGGCCUUUCAGCCGUCCGCCCUGACCUCCUCCUAUGACACCACCUUCCUCCUCCCUGGCCAAGAUUGGGCCACACCAGAGUCGUCACAAGUCAGUGAGGCAUCGACGCUGGACAGCUACGGCUGCUUCUCGCCCGACCACGCCACAUCCAGGCUCACCACACAGCCGAUCAGCAAUGGCACCGGCUAUUGUUGGUCUUUCCCGCAGUACAGCGAGCUAUCGGCAAUUUUUGGCGCCUGAUUGAAUGCUUUGAUACGCUUCCACGCUAGGCUGAGAGGAGUGUGGGUAUGCCUCCUUUAGUUUGUAGGGAUUUUUUUGCCAUACUCGAUUGUUUUUCAGCAGCAACUCUGCUUUCUGUUGGAACUGAGGCUUGGUUCAGUUAACCGACAUCUUAGCGGUCCUCCGGCGAUGUAACUGGGAUGCACACAGCACACAUAGCUGUGGAUCCUUCGUUGUGCACUCUUCCUAUAGCCGUGGUUUAGUACAAGAGUUUACUUUUUAGGCCUCCAAUUGAUUUAGUUUUUUAGAUUAUUGUGCUUUUGUUGCUACUGCACACACACUGAAUAAUUCAGAAAUGGAGCGCUUCUUGUUUACCUGGCCCACGCAGCGUUAUAAGGUGAAGAACUUUUUAAGCAAGGGGCCUCGUAGUCUCCUACUCGUAUGUUUUUGGGGUGAUGAUUCUUAAAUCUUAAUGUGGUCUAUCCUUCAUUAUGAAAACAAAGCAGCACAUCAAGCGAUUUGCAUGUUUUCACCCAGUUGGUUAAUCUGGGUAGAACAAUGGUUUUCCUUCUGCGUAUCUGAAAAUGAAAAAGUUCAGUGCUCUAAGUGAUACUCACAUACUGCCUCCGUCCGAAAAAGCUGGUCCCAAGCCAAAUGGAUGUAUCUAGCACUAACUUGAUGCUAGAUACAUCCAUUUGAGGGACAAGCUUUUUCGGACAGAGGGAGUAUAUAAUUAGUAGAGCCCCAAUAUAAUUAGUCAUACUUCAAGGUAUAUAAUAUGAGUAGAGCCUGGAUAUAAUUAUCAUUUUUUUGUCUAUCAAUACCAGUCCAUUCUGUUCUGGUUUGAAUUAGCAAUACCUGUACCUUCAAUGAUGUUUUAAUUUGUUACUCUACUUAGCUAUUACUGUUAUUGACACAACAAAGUCAUGCCAUCAAUAGUCACUCUUUUUGCAGAUUCAGAAAUAAUGUAGAGCUUACUGAAGUAAAACAAAGUAUAUGUUAUUAGCUGUCAUAAUGUUCAAGUCAAAGUUGUCUUGUUUCAUACCACUGACGGCACCUUUGGUCCAGACGCAUCAAAAUAAGUCUUCUAUGUUGUAUAUCAUAUCAGUUCUCUAAAUUUUCAAAUAGUACCUAAACCAGUUGAUCUUAUAUCUUAUAAAUGCAGCUUCGUUUUUGGUCUAAUCGGC
Molecule: messenger RNA, 2468 nt
Organism: Triticum aestivum (bread wheat)
Lineage: Eukaryota; Viridiplantae; Streptophyta; Magnoliopsida; Poales; Poaceae
Exons: 2
Coding region: 79-1302 (407 amino acids)
Biological process (GO): regulation of DNA-templated transcription
Molecular function (GO): DNA binding
Source: RefSeq, a predicted model, not a curated record